Messenger RNA from Fusarium falciforme, 2142 nucleotides. RefSeq lists its product as hypothetical. The coding region runs from base 1 to 2142 and encodes 713 amino acids. The transcript has a single exon. Lineage: Eukaryota; Fungi; Ascomycota; Sordariomycetes; Hypocreales; Nectriaceae. The record is from RefSeq and is a predicted model, not a curated record.
AUGGAAGACCUCAAUCUCCCGAUUGCCGUGAGGCGCCCACGGCGCAGCAGCAUCAAGCCUGAGCCAAUGGCCGAUGUACCCUCCUCUCCAAGAACCUCUGCCAAAACCCCUCGGAGGAGCAGCAAGAGGCGGGUCCGCUUCUCGGAUCCGGGACUCUCAGCAUCCAGCGGAUUGACCCCAAUGGUCGGCCGUGUAUCUGUUUCUACACCAAAACGUCGUCGUCACUCUUCUGCACCCGUGCAAAGUACACCUAGCAGACUUGAGCCAAAGAAUCCUGGCCUUCCUCAGAGCGGAGAGGUGACUUUUCUGUCUCUCCGCCAAGUCCUCGAUGGCCGUGUUCAACGCCGCAUCCGCCGCAAUGGCUUGAGUGAAGAGAUGAACACAAUACAACAAGAGAAGCGACGAAGAGCAAAGGAGUCCAAGGCCGAGAUCGAAAAGCUCAAGAACGAGCUCAAGGCCCGGGACCGAGAGAUCUACGAGCUGCAGAAUGCCACCAUCGUCCUCGACACCGACCGGAUAUGGGAUCUGGAGAAGCAGAUCCAGGAUCUUCAAAGCGAGCUGAAGAAGCGAUCUAGCAACGCGAACCAGAGCCGCGGGUACAAUUGGACCCUCGCGGCGAGGGAUCAGUUCCCCGGAGAUUGUAUGGACAUGGCGCUCGACGAUGAGGACUUUGGUGAGGAGACGAUGGCCCAGUUUGUCUGCAGCACUCCGCAGAGGGCGAGAGAUUCGGCAAGAGAUUCAUUCAUGACGCCCCCCGCGACAAGUCCUACGAUUCCUGGAUCACCGCUUUUCCCAACACUGCCGGCUUUGAACACCAACAUUGGCGUUCAAGCUGGCGUUCAAGCAACAUUGCCUGAUCCCAACCAGGAACGACUCGAAGGAGAGAUAUCCACUCUGCAACUUGAGGUCGCCAAGUUGACAGAGACUCUCAAUUCAUAUAAAGCGCUUGGUGGCCGACUCAGCGAGAAGCUCUCCGAAUUCACGCCUUCCACAGAAGGUGACAGCACAUCACCCGCCAUUGAAGGUCUUGAAGCCCAGAUUGAGAUGAUGCUCCAGACCAUGUCCGACAGGGCAUGCGCCUUGACCCAGCUCACAUCCUCAAUCACCAAACUCGGAUUCUCUGGCGAUGACGCCAGCGACAUGAUGACGUCCCUCGCAUCAGGUUUCCGAGCUGCUCGUCUAGAGUUGGAGUAUCUCACCCCGGGAGAGAUCACACUACCACUCUCAUCCCACGGCGCAGAGGUUCUAGACCUCCUCCUCACCCGUCUCCGCGAAAUGGCCAAGAAAGCCAAGGAAGACGAAGACGCCAUCGACGAGUACCACGAGAUCGAGUCGUCGCUGCGAAAACAGCUCGACGCACGGGUCACCGUUAUGGACGGCCUCAAGGCAGAGAUGGGCAAGGCGGAAAAGCUCAUGAGCGACAAGAUUGCGCGGAUACGCGAGCUCGAGGUCGCCAACCAGAGGCUCAAGGGUGCCGUGGAUGGGUACAUCCGGGAUAUCUCUGAGCUUGAGGAUCUUGUGCAGCGAAUGGAGCGAGAGGCUCACGAUGCUGAGGAGGAGCAUAGUGUCCAGCUUGAGGUGAAGCGCAAGGUCCUGACUAAGAAGGAGGACAACAUCGCUGAGCUGGAGGCCAAGCUGACAGACGCCCUGCAGCGGUCUGCGGAUCUGCAGAAGCAAAUGGUCGAGCUCCAAGAGUCCAAGAUGAAGGAUAUUUCGGAGCUGAACAGGAGACACGGCGCUGCCCUUGCAGCUGGCGAUGCAAACGUGAUGAAGUACCGCGGGGAGAUUGACAAGGUCAAUGAAGCCCUGCGCACAGCACACGCAACCAUCUGCAGCCUCCGCGUCGAAAACGGCACCCUAAAGACGCAAAUGGAACAAGACCGAGAAAAAGCCAGCGCGGUAAUCGACUCGAUGAAGGAGGAGCUGCAACGGGUCGUCCAGAUGAGCCAAGAGUUCCUCAAGACACCCAGCAAGACGCAGGCGGAGACCACACAGGGUUCAGCCAGUUCGUCGAGGACGGCUGUGAGCCGGGGCUCGUACUUUCCUGGUGGUUUGGCUCGAAGGACGAGUAAGAAGAAGAUGAGUAGGGGACAGGAUAGCGGGAUGGGGCUUUUGGAUGAGGAUGAGGAGUUGUUGUUUUAA